AUGUUGACAGAAAUCGCAACACUCACGCAUAAACUGCGUGCAGCUUUAUCGUAUAAAGCGACUGAGACUGCGGUGUGGGAUAUGCUUCAAGCCCUGUUCCAUGCCGAAUACCUGCUGAUCGCCGAAUACAUCGAUUGUGCACUGCCACUACUCUAUGCGUUGUAUUUGCUGGCACUUUCUCAGCUACCGGUGGCAAGAUACUAUGCACAAACUGCUGUACCUUUCAACAAGUUGAAAUUCGGGAUCUCACCGCUCUACCAACUCGCGUUUGUCUUGGAGACCCAUGUUCGGACGGUGCAAGGGCAUUUGAUAGUGUGGACUGUGUACAUUCUACGGAUGCCGCUGAAACACAAUGGAGUGGCGUCGGAUAUUCAUCUACAGUAG
Phytophthora sojae is the source of this 384-nucleotide messenger RNA. RefSeq lists its product as hypothetical. Bases 1 to 384 code for a protein of 127 amino acids. The record is from RefSeq and is a predicted model, not a curated record. Lineage: Eukaryota; Oomycota; Peronosporomycetes; Peronosporales; Peronosporaceae. The transcript is spliced from 4 exons.